Messenger RNA from Aspergillus uvarum CBS 121591, 2496 nucleotides. Its product is annotated as acyl-CoA dehydrogenase mitochondrial precursor. NCBI's taxonomy places the organism in Eukaryota, Fungi, Ascomycota, Eurotiomycetes, Eurotiales, Aspergillaceae. The transcript has 4 exons. Gene Ontology annotation, molecular function: flavin adenine dinucleotide binding; acyl-CoA dehydrogenase activity; hydrolase activity. Bases 151 to 2271 code for a protein of 706 amino acids. Gene Ontology annotation, cellular component: mitochondrion. The record is from RefSeq and is a predicted model, not a curated record.
CAGGGACCUUUUUUUUUUUUUAGCAUUCCCGGGCGCUUAAGCACUGGCCUCCGACUGUAUCGUAAGUCGUUGAGCUACUACUGGCCCAUCCUACAAGCGAUCUGGACAUCGAAGCGCACCGAGCCAGCGCUCCCCUUCCCCCCCGCAAGCAUGGCACAGUUCCAGAUUCUUUCCGACCUACACCUCGAAAACCCGCGAGCAUACGACCUCUUUGAGAUCACCCCGACCGCGCCCUACCUGGCCCUGCUGGGUGACAUCGGCAACGUCAAAGACGACGGCUACCUGCAAUUCCUCGAAGCCCAGCUUCAGCGGUUCAAGAUCGUCUUCCUCGUCCUGGGCAACCACGAGCCCUUCGAUGCCAGCUGGCCGGCCACUCGCGAACGCCUGCAGCAGUUCUCCGAGGAGAUCGACAACCGGCGUCAAAGGGCGGCGGCGACGACGACAUCGUCGCCGCGGCUGGGAGAGUUCGUCCUCCUCGACCGCACGCGGUACCGCCUCACGCCCCAGGUGACGGUCCUGGGCUGUACAUUCCACUCGCGCGUGAGUGAGACACAGGAGGAGACCGUCAGCCACGCCCUGAAUGACUUCCACUACAUCCAGGACUGGACGGUUGAGCAGCACCGCGCGGCCCACGAAGCCGAGCGGGCCUGGCUCAACGACCAAGUCACCGACAUCGCCCGGGACGACCCGCAUCAUCGCAUCGUCAUCUUCAGUCAUCACAGCCCGACCGUCGCGGCGGCGGCCGUGGAUCCGCGCUACGCCGACAGCCCGAUCACGUCGGCGUUCGCGACGGACCUCAUCGGGGAGCCGUGCUGGGAGCGACCGCAGGUGCGCCUGUGGGCGUUCGGCCAUACGCACUACAACUGCGACUUCACGGACGAUCGGUCCGGGAAGCGGAUCGUGGCGAACCAGAGAGGGUACUACUUUGCGCAGUCCAUCAAAUUCGAUCCCUGCAAGGUCCUCUCCCGCGUAUUGCGGCCUUUGUCCCGCACCGCUGCUUCCGCCCGCCUUAUCGCGACAAGACCGCCGUUGCAGACCCGAGUUCUUCCUAGCAGUACCCAAGCAUUCUCCACCACGUCCCGCCGGCGGGACGUCGACCUGUCCGGGCUGACGCCGACCCCGAUCACGUUCCUGUCGGAGACGGAGUCGCUGAUGGCGGAGAGCGUGUCGAAGUUCGCGCAGGAGCAGAUCAGCCCGAAGGUGCGGGCGAUGGACGAGGCGGAGACGAUGGACGCGGCGGUGGUGGAGCAGCUGUUCGAGCAAGGGCUGAUGAGCGUCGAGGUGCCCGAGGAGUAUGGCGGGGCGGGGAUGAACUUCACGGCGGCGAUCGUGGCAAUCGAGGAGCUGGCGCGGGUCGACCCCAGCGUCAGCGUGCUGGUCGACGUCCACAACACCCUGGUCAACACCGCGAUCCUGAAGUACGGCGACGCCCAGGCCCGCCGCACCUGGCUGCCCCGGCUGGCCACCGGCACCGUGGGCUCCUUCUGCCUCUCGGAGCCGGCCUCCGGGUCCGACGCCUUCGCCCUGCAGACCAAGGCCGAGAAGACCGCCGACGGCUACCGGCUCAAUGGCUCCAAGAUGUGGAUCACUAACGCCAUGGAGUCUGGCAUCUUCAUCGUCUUCGCCAACCUCGACCCCAGCCAGGGGUACAAGGGCAUCACCGCCUUCAUCGUCGAGAAGGAUACCCCGGGCUUCUCGAUCGCCAAGAAGGAGAAGAAACUCGGCAUCCGCGCCAGCAGUACCUGUGUGCUCAACUUCGAUGAUGUCGUCAUCCCGAAGAGUAACCUCUUAGGGGAGGAGGGUCAGGGAUACAAGUACGCGAUCAGCGUGCUGAAUGAGGGUCGCAUUGGGAUUGCGGCGCAAAUGACCGGCCUGGCGCUGGGAGCGUGGGAAAAUGCUGCUCAGUACGUCUGGAACGACCGCCGCCAGUUCGGCCAGUUGAUCGGCAAUUUCCAGGGCAUGCAGCACCAGCUGGCCCAGGCGUAUACCGAGAUCGCCGCCGCCCGGGCGCUGGUCUACAACGCGGCGCGGAAGAAGGAGGCCGGCCAGGAUUUCGUCCAGGACGCCGCCAUGGCCAAGCUGUACGCCUCGCAGGUCGCCGGGCGCGUGUCCAGCUCCGCGGUCGAGUGGAUGGGCGGGAUGGGCUUCGUGCGCGAGGGCAUCGCCGAGAAGAUGUUCCGGGACAGCAAGAUCGGGGCGAUCUACGAGGGCACGAGCAACAUCCAGCUGCAGACCAUCGCCAAGCUGUUGCAGAAGCAGUACACUCGCUAAGAGUGCAGCGUAUUCAAACUUGUAUGAGUUGUUUGACAAUUAGCAUUGGCCGCACUCAGUAGUGCUAGUGCUAACCGCCCAAGUAAUGAAUAUAUUCGAAUUAGAUACUACGUACCACACUUGAAUUCUAGAGUCUUAGAGACUCACUAGAUUGAAAAUGGCGUGAUCGGAAUAAACUCCACUUCCGCCGAAAAGGGCCUUCUGCUAGACUACCUAGUCUUUUCC